Molecule: messenger RNA, 1734 nt
Organism: Hyla sarda
Lineage: Eukaryota; Metazoa; Chordata; Amphibia; Anura; Hylidae
Gene: BARHL2
Product: BarH like homeobox 2
Exons: 3
Coding region: 517-1596 (359 amino acids)
Biological process (GO): regulation of transcription by RNA polymerase II
Cellular component (GO): nucleus
Molecular function (GO): DNA-binding transcription factor activity, RNA polymerase II-specific; RNA polymerase II transcription regulatory region sequence-specific DNA binding
Source: RefSeq, a predicted model, not a curated record
UCAUCUAAGCCACAGUCUAAGAGCAAAACCUCAACUUCUAAAGAAGUUCUCCAACCACUAGAGCCCAGGCACCCGGGAGCACCAGCAGGGCCAUUAACAUGAGCUAUAGCCUGGCAGGGCACAGCACUGGCACAUGACACCACAUACACAUAUGUGCUGCUGCAACUAACGACACGUGUGCUGGUGCCCACUGCAGCUCUGCCAUUCAUCCCACUCUCACUUCUGCUUUGAUUUAUUUUUUGCAAAAAUAAUUUAUAUAUAUAUAUCUUAUUUUAUUUUAUUUUUUUUUCAUUUUAUUUUAUUAUUAUUAUUAUUAUUUCAUUUUUUUUUUUUUUUUGGCUGUUGUUGUUUCAUCCUACUGGGUUGUUUGUAUAUAUAUAUAUAUAUAUAUUCACAUUUAUUUUUUCUUAUUUUCUAUAUAUUUUUUUAUUUUCUAUAUAUAUAUAUUUUUUAUUUUUUAUUUUUGGUCGAGAGGAUUGUUAUGAAGACUUUGCCUUGAAGAGAGCAAUCUAAACCAUGGAAGGAUCCAGUUUUGGGAUAGACACGAUAUUGUCCAAUGCUGGUUCUGGCAGCCCUGGCAUGUUGAAUGGAGGAGACUUUGGCCGGGAUGGUGGUAGCAGCAGAGAUUUUAGGAACCAGGGACCCCUCUCUCCUGGUUCGGAGAUAGACACUGUGGGAAGUUCGCCUUCAUCUCCUAUCUCAGUGACCAUGGAGCCGGCAGAUCAGCACCGGCUGGUGGACAGCGCACACCUCCACCACCUUCACCUCGGCCACCAGCAGGCUGCCCCUCAGCAGCAGUCUCCGUCUCAGCAGGGCACUGCCCCCAGGACUUCCACCUCUUCCUUCCUAAUAAAAGACAUUUUGGGAGAUAGCAAACCUCUGGCUGCUUGUGCCCCGUACAGCACCAGCGUGCCCUCUCCUCACCACACGCCCAAGCACGAGGGCAAUGGGGCAUCAGAAAGUUUUCGACCCAAACUAGAACAGGAGAUGCAGGAUGGCAAAGGCAAAGGAGAGAAGAUGAGAGACGACCUGCAUUCAGAUAUCAUGAAAGGGCACGGUCCAAAGGAGGAAGGAGACCGGGAGAUCUCCAGCAGCCGGGAGAGUCCCCCUGUAAGGUCCAAGAAGCCCAGGAAGGCGAGGACAGCUUUCUCCGACCACCAGCUCAACCAGCUAGAGAGAAGCUUCGAGAGACAGAAGUAUCUGAGUGUACAGGACCGAAUGGACCUGGCUGCGGCCCUGAACCUCACAGACACCCAAGUCAAGACCUGGUACCAGAACAGGAGGACAAAGUGGAAGCGUCAGACCGCAGUGGGGCUGGAGCUGUUGGCUGAGGCCGGGAAUUAUUCGGCCCUGCAGAGGAUGUUCCCCUCCCCAUAUUUCUAUCACCCCAGUCUGCUGAGCAGUAUGGACAGCACAACCGCAGCGGCCGCCGCAGCCGCAAUGUACAGCAGUAUGUACAGGACUCCACCCGCACCCCACCCUCAGCUGCAGAGACCCCUGGUCCCCAGGGUGCUCAUCCAUGGUCUGGGUCCUGGGGGACAACCAGCGCUUAACCCUUUGGGUAACCCCAUCCCUGGCACCCCACACACGCGGUGAAGUCGCACCUCUUUUGUACGUUUUUCUUAUCUACAGCACUAUCACACCCCACAAGGACAAAAACUGACGGAGGUGACCCGAAAUAAUAGGGACACAUGUGGGGGGGGGGGCAGAUUAUGGGCACCCCCCCCCCCCCCC